UGCUUACAGUAUGAUUUUGUUUUGUUUUGUUUUCAACUUGUUUACAGAAUCUCAAAUUCAAAUUACAAAUUCUAAGGCACAAGUUUGCACCAAAAAAAGAGAGAAAGUUUUAUUGCACAAGCUGUUUGCAGCUCCAGCCACUAUGUGUGUUUGUUAUCUACAUAAGCAGCUUUUAACAAUUUGGGAACGUUUCCAAGAAGGCAAGUGUAUUUAAAGGCUCAUCCAAAAGAGUCAUGUUAGUUACAUCUUUCAAAUACAGUAGGUAGGAUUUUUGGCCCAAGGUUUAGGCCCAACAAUAUAUCAGCGCUAAAUAUUUUUUAAAAGAGUUACAUGCCUUUUGUUUUCAUGCCAUGUGUAUUGUUUAGACGGUCUUAGAAUGUUUGCUUGUUAUACAGGCUGGAUGAAGGCCUUUAGAGGCACUAAGCACUGAAAAUGUUAUGGUGCCACCACCAUGUAAUUCAAAAUAAAAACAAUCCUAAACCAUAACAUUAAAUUUUAUUUUUCAAAAUAGUUAGAUUAUACAUUUUUAUCUGCCUUAACACACCAGUGGGAAGUUCAAUAACAUAUUUAGGCUCUGAGCUAAGGUUAGUCAGGACUUACACUGUAAACCUAUGAGUGCCCAGAAUGUUUCCUGAUGGGCCGCCAGAAACCAAAUGGCUGGUUGUACUCAGGUGACAAGUAAAUGGAAGUAGGCUGUGGUAGCCUUAGAAGCCACUCACUGAAACAUCACACGUGAUAAACCUGUUAUGCGCUAACAAGCUUCCACAGCAGCAGUGGCUGCAGCUAUAACAAGUUGUUUUUACAUUUUGGAUUUGAUUGUGACAAUAGCAUGGGAACUGGCAGUGCAGGGGAUCUUGCAUGCAUAAGCAGCACUUAUUUCACAAUAAACUCCCAUCUGGAAGCAUUCGUACACGGUUGCUGUCCUGACUGAAUUCUGGUCUUAGGUAAGCAUAUGCCAGGGGUGAAACUAGGCUAUUGCCAUAUUUCAAAAGGUGAAAAUCCGGACACAAAAGUUGUUGAGCUCUUUUGUGAGGGGGUUGGCAUAUGCAUAGGAUUGCAGCUGGUUCAAUAUGCCAAUAUGCUGGGACUUAAGCCACAUAGUUACAGUACUAUGCUAGCUGAAUAGCCACUAUUACCAAUGCAUUUUCAAUAGGGGAGGGAAAACACACACAAGCUGAACCUGCAAAAAUGGCAGGUGUCUUGCCACCCUGCCUCACCAGGUGACACCACAGCACUUCCAAGACUCACAGCCAGCAGCAAACCUUACAAGCUCUCAAACGGAGGUUUGAACCCCCUUAUGUGCCUCACGCAGUCCUUACAGAGCCAGCCUAUUUUUAGUCUGUCUCUUCUCUUGUUCCCUAUUGCUAUGUUUAUGGGUUGGUUUUGUAUUGCAUUUAUAUAGCCUGUGAAUCGUUCGUCAGACUUUUGAUCACCGCCUUGGAACCUUUUGAUGAAAGGCAUUCAAGAAAAUAAACGUCUAGCACGGUCUUGUUUCGAAAUGAGGGUCACGCUCGUUCUCUCUACCAUCAAAGCCAUGGGGCAGAGGACAGCACUGCAGGUUAAAAAGACCAUCGGCUGCUGGAAUUAGAAGAGAUGUUUAAAAUUUCGGACGUAUCCAGUUCAGUAACAGUAAGGCACCAGUCGCAAAUGGUUCCGUAUAUGCGAAGCUCUUCAAAUUUCAGGGCGUGCGGCUUGCACCGCUUUGGACUUCCUGCAUCUUUUGUUUUUCUUGGCAUAAAGCGGUUCAGUGCACAGGGACUGGGUGGGCGGGUGUUGCCUGAUCUGCGCUGACAGAAACGUGAGCGGAUUGCUUUACACACCCACCCAAACUCCCCGCGUGCGCGUUAAAACUAUGCUUCGCCGUCCACAGUGGGAGCGGGAACUUCUGGGCGGCGUCCCCACCAUCCUUGAUUUCAUCUGGGAACCCGCUUAUCGACACGUUUGCAUCUGUUCAGAUGUGCAAACUCGAAGGAGAGGGGAAAAGCCCGCUCCCCUCUCCAUCACUCGGAGAGAGCCGGACGAGCAGCAGCGAGCUUUGAGAGGAGGCGGGUCCUUUUGGCGCUGCGCUACAGGAUUCUCAGCUCCCUGGAGUGAACUAUGUCAACUGGCUGAAGCGGAGGCACAACUUGGACCGGAACUCGGGAGGUUGAGCGUCGGAGCGCGAGAGGGAGGAACGCGCCACCGACUCUCAGCCAAUGGGAGGCCGCCGAGACGGAUUCAAACGCCGCGGCUUGGCCAAUGGCGGCGGUUGGCGCCUCGCCUUUCGCGCCUCCCAGCGGGACCCGGGGGAGGGAUUUGGAACGUCGCCCGCUAUCGCUCCCGUAACCGUCGCUUGAGGCGGUUGGCUCUUGCUGCCGUUGAGUUCGCCCCCUUCCUUCGCCCGCUUGCCCAGGCUUCGCGUUGCUCGGCCGAGACCUCCGUACCAGACGACGCGGCGGGGGCGCAGCGAACAGGUGAGGACGCGUUGUUUGCGGGCCCGGACACACCCCUUCGGCGCCUGUCCUGCGAGGGAGGGUACCGGGCGGUCGCCGCCUCCUUCUGCUCCCACCCACCCUCCUUCCUUCUCUCCCUCCGCCUCCAUUUUCUGAGGCCUGGGUGCCGUCAGGCUGCAGCCUGUGCCUCCCACAGCCGUCGCUCCGCGUCCCCCCUUCGGCCUUUCGCCAGGCUCUUUUGUUUCGAGAGCCGCGCGUCGCCUCUCUUUACUCCCCCCUCAGUCCCACCCGCGAGGGGCCGCUAAGUUUCUCUCGUGGGCCGUUUGGGGCGCCGCAGAGGCUGCGCGAGCGAGUUCAUAGAAUCAUAGAAUCAUAGAGUUGGAAGAGACCACAAGGGCCAUCGAGUCCAACCCCCUGCCAAGCAGGAAACACCAUCAGUUGUCCUCCCCUCUUUGCGGAAAGCGGAUCCCGCCCCUGAGAGCCGCGGAGCGAAAAGGUCGGAGAGCAUCGCAGGCACCUCGCGACACGCAGGAGGGGUCUGGAAGUGAUGGCAGCAGCUCUUGCUAAGCAUCUUUACUAGGGGGUCAGCUCCACGGAACUUGGUGGAACUUGUUUUAGAAUAAUAUUCCCGUUAGGAUGGAAGUUCACCUUUUUAAAAUAAUAAUGUUUAUCUCCGGCUCUGACGUAUGCACUCUUCUCGUUGGUCGUUUCUGGGGAGAAGUGAAUAGAGGACACUUACUUAUUUCAUUUAUAUUCCACUUUUCCUCCAAGAAGCUCAAAAUCUUGUGCGUGAAUGUUGCGCUCCCCAUUUUAUUUUCAACCCUGGGAGGCUGAGACACAGUAGCCUAAGAUCACCCAGUGAGCUUUAUGGAUAAUUGUGAAUUUGCACUUCCGUCUGCAGUCUCCCAGGACAACUCACUCGGGCUUUUGAUUUUUAGGUCCCCUUUGAAACCACUGCAGAUGUGUGAAGUUCAUGUUAAAUGGUUGUAAAACUGCAAAUGCUGCUGGAAGGAAUCCUAAGGCUGCAGUACUAAGAUCAUUAAUUGCAUUGCUGUUGAAGCUAAUUAAGUGGUACCAUCCAAAUUUAAAACUGGCAAUACUAGAUGAUCUUUGGGGUCCCUUCCAAGACUACAAUUCUAUAAUUCUUCUUCUAAUUAGUCUUAUACAAAAACCUGUUCCGCAGACAAAUGUGUGAAAGCUUUUCAUUCAGCCAUGUGUAUGCGCUGUGUAUAUGAGGAUUUGCAAGCUGUAGUAGUAAUAACAUACUAAUAUUAGAAAUAUUUUUUAAAAUGAUACUUUCUAGUCACCUCCCAAAGGCUUGCAGAAGGAAACAUACAGCAGCUAUCUCUAAGCUUGCUGCUUUUCAAAUCACUUUGGAGUGAUGAUGUUGUUGUUGUUUAGUCGUUUAGUCGUGUCCGACUCUUCGUGACCCCAUGGACCAGAGCACGCCAGGCACUUCUGUCCUCCACUGCCUCCCGCAGUUUGAUCAAACUCAUGCUGGUAGCUUCAAGAACACCAUCCAACCAUCUCAUUCUCUGUCGUCCCCUUCUCCUUGUGCCCUCCAUCUUUCCCAACAUCAGGGUCUUUUCCAGGGGUCUUCUCUUCUCAUGAGGUGGCCAAAGUAUUGGAGCCUCAGCUUCAUGAUCUGUCCUUCCAGUGAGCACUCAGGGCUGAUUUCCUUAAGAAUGGAUACGUUUGAUCUUCUUGCAGUCCAUGGGACUCUCAAGAGUCUCCUCCAGCACCAUAAUUCAAAAGCAUCAAUUCUUUGGCGAUCAGCCUUCUUUAUGGUCCAACUCUCACUUCCAUACAUCACCACUGGGAAAACCAUAGCUUUUACUAUACGGACCUUUGUUGGCAAGGUGAUGUCUCUACUUUUUAAGAUGCUGUGGAGUGAUGUUAAUAUCCGGUUAUUCCCACAUCCAGUGAGGGUCUGCUGCCGGGGCACACUCUGAACCUACCCAAGUCUUAGCUGUAGUGAAGGAAAGCACUCAGGAGCCUAUCAUUCCAUGGGAUUGAUAUGCACUCCUUGAAGAUGUCUUACGACUCCUCCAGGGGGCUGAUGGUACAUCCCAAAGUCCCAAUAAAUACUAGCCUGCAGACAUCAACAAGUUUUUUGCUCUUUAAUUUAUUUUGAAGUGCAUAGAUUAAUUUAGUGGAGAUGUCAGACAAGUGCACCUGACAUAGUCAACAAGGAGUACUGUUGCACAAAAAUCCAGUAAAACAUGGAUAUGCUUAGUAUUUUAUGCUUACAGGGCUAAAUGUGUUAUGUGGGAGACUUGUGCCUGUUGCAUCAAUCUUCGCAAGCACACCUGCAAUUUAAGAUCUAAUUUUGCUUCAUUUGUGUCAUAAAUUGCUACACUAAAUAAGCAACCACUUGAGAAAUUUGGUAUCGUUGCAACUGUUAUUUAAAUCAGUACAGAUACUAUUUGACUUGCACUGUGUUUUUCUAGAAGUAAAAGUUCCAUUUCUUGUUCCACGUUUAUUUAUUACUUUUAUAGACCUCUUCACUGUAUAAAGCCACUGAAGUGGUAUACGCUUAAACAGAGAGGCCUCUCCCCUCUGCACCUGAAAUGCAGCUUGUUCUGUGUAUUUUUACCAGGAAGUAAGCCCCACUAAUUUCAGUGGGCUUAUAUGUAAGUACGAACAGCAGUGCAGAGUUAACAGUUGUGUGUUGAUUAAAGGGAUGGAUCCCUGUUCCAACCCUUGUUUAUGAGCUAACUUCUGACAAGAAAGCAAGUCAUUUAAUGGAUUUUCAGGUGUCACCCUGGGCCCAAAAAUAUUUUGGACCUGUCAUAACCUUUUUGAAAUGGGGGCGUUUAAUUGACAUCAGUUCACUGAACUGGAGUCCAGCUACAGUCCAAUGCUAAGUUAAGCAGUCUUAAGCCUAUUGACUGCAAUAGGCAAAGCAUAGCACAUAGUGUGAACCUCUUGUACCUGUUUUCCCAUUGUGUCUGUGUAGUUUCAUAUUUUUCCCGUGUGUGUGUUGAACUAAUAUAUUUGAACAGAUGGGAAAAUCCCAUACUCUUUUUUGCACCUGUGCAGCUUAGAACUGGAGUAAAACACUAGUACAGUGGUACCUCGGGUUACAUACGCUUCAGGUUACAUAUGCUUCAGGUUACAGACUCCGCUAACCCAGAAAUAGUACCUCAGGUUAAGAACUUUGCUUCAGGAUGAGAACAGAAAUUGUGCAGCGGCGGCGCAGUAGCAGGAGGAGGCCCCAUUAGCUAAAGUGGUGCUUCAGGUUAAGAACAGUUUCAGGUUAAGAACGGACCUCCGGAAUGAAGUACUUAACCCGAGGUACCACUGUACUGUGUAAUGGUUGCUUUUUUAAUGCCAAUUUUUCUUUUUAAAAAGGGGUGUGACUAUUAUGCAGUGGUGACAAUUACACUGUGAAAUAUGGUAAAUAUGGUAAAAACAUAGGUCUCUGAUCCUGCCCCACAUGGAGAACCGGGAGGCUUGCUGCACAAGCCCUGCCUCAGAUGCAUGCUCUACUGUCGCUAGUUACCAGACACUGGGCACAUCCAUGGGCCCCAACCGCUCACCUCUGACAAGACAUUGCCAUCACAUUUCUCCUCUGUCACUGGCUCUCAGACCAGACCUCCUCAGCUGCCGCCGCCCUCGCUCCCUGUGCGGGGCUGCCUCCCUCUGUGAGUUGAGUGCUGACUUGGCCAACAGGCAAGUCCCACAGGCAGCCCUGGGCCCGCAGGGGAACAGGAAGAGGCUGGGAAAUAGCUGCGCCAAGAGCCAUUUCAUUUACAAAAACAGGGAAAUGCUGUUGAGCAAAACAAAAUGUCCCACUGCUCAUACAUUUCUUCUGUUUAGCUCAUUCAGCACACAGGUGACUUUGUUUAACUUCAUUAGACUCAAAGCAUGACUUGACUUUUGCAACAUCUAUGCUUACAACUUCAAUUUCCUCCACUUUCCCCCCCAAGAUUGAAACAUGCCCAGGAGAAAGUUUGCUGAUGAAGAAGUGGUAAUGGGCCGGUGGCCUGGAAGUGUUCUGUAUUAUGAAGUACAAGUAACCAGCUAUGAUGACCGAACUCAUCUUUACACAGUAAAAUACAAAGAUGGAACUGAGCUUCAGCUAAAAGAAAGCGAUAUGAGGGUAAUUAGUCUCUAGAGUAAAUAAUCAUAACAAGAAGGGCUCAUUUGUUUGGUUACUAAUGAACCCUUUGGGCUACACUUCAGUCAUUAGUCCUAAAUAUUUGCUUCUGUGUAUAUUCCUGCAGUAUGAGAAUAAAACUAUGGGGUGGUAUCCAAUGCACUUGCUCCAUUAGCACAAGGACUUCCAUUUGUAUAACAGAAGGUUCAUGCUGUGCCAUCCCCAAAACUACUCCCGAAUGUUGGUGGAACCCUGAGAGCACGUUGGGAGGCGAAGUGGAAGUUCCAAUGUGCAGCCAAAAGUGCUUGCACUGAUGGAAUGAGAGCAUUGAAUACUACCCAUGGUUUGUAAAGUUGCACUAUAUAUCAAGCCAUUAUGCUCCUUUUCCUCAUUGAUUUUGUAUGUUUUAAGAUUAGCCCAUUAUAAAACGCUUUGAGGGGCAUUUUGUGCACUAUCAACAGAAUUUUCCACAUGCGGGUGUUGUACUAUGGCCAUGGAGUUUGUUGAACACUUGUAAAGUCAUUAAACAUAUUGUAAUGCAUGUACAGCCACAUUUUUAAAAAAUUGCUGGGGGCUCAGCUUUGAAAAUUUGUAGUAUAUCAGGCAUUUAGGAAACUGAAGAAAUUCGUAUCCUUUAUGUCCUAUGUCCAAGUAGAUUCAGUAAUAACUGCUCUGGUUGUAUCAGUUCACAUCUGACACACAAUGUUUUGGGUUGCUGAAUUUCUUAAAAAUGCAUAUAUCUCCCACAUCCUGAUCCCACAUCUAAUCAGCAUGUGUGCAGAAUAUUUUAAAGUCCAAAAUGAACUGCUUUGGUAUUUUAGGGUGUGUUUUAGCAACUCAAAUAAACAUAUUUAUUUUCCAAACAAAUGUAUUUUAAAUAUAUGUUGAAUGUAUGUUGAAAUAAGCUGUGCUUUAUUUUCAAUAUUGGUGCUAAGGUUUGGGAUGAUGCAAUUUCAUAUUUAUUUAUGUAGGGUUAUCACCUACAUAAAUCACCAUACAUCUAGAUUUCCCCCUAAGAGUAGAGCUGCACACAUCAGCUUUCAAGGUUGAGCACAUUUGUUAUGGUUUUACUUCUACCUUGGUUUUAGACUGAGGUGGCAGUUGUGCUUUACAAGCUUGAAUAGUAAGGUGCCAUACUAUUUCUUCAUUUCACCUCUUUUCAAUUUCUUGAUCCACCUUCAAGUGAUGUUGCCAAAAAACUGAAUUAAUGCAAAUAAUAAUAAUAAUAAUAAUAAUAAUAAUAAUUUAUUUAUACCCCACCCAUCUGGCUGGGUUUCCCCAGCCACUCUGGAUGGCUUCCAACAAAAUAUUAAAAUACAUUAGUCCGUCAAACAUUAAAAGCUUCCCUAAACAGGGCUGCCUUCAGAUGUCUUCUAAAGGUCUGGUAGUUGUUUUUCUCUUGGACAUCUGGUGGGAGGGCGUUCCACAGGACGGGUCCCACUCCUGAUAAGGCCCUCUGCCUGGUUCCCUGUAACUUGGCUUCUUGCAGCGAGGGAACCGCUAGAAGGCCCUUGGCGCUGGACCUCAGUGUCUGGGCAGAACGAUGGGGUUGGAGAUGCUCCUUCAGGUAUACUGGACCGAGGCUGUUUAGGGCUUUAAAGGUCAGCACCAACACUUUGACUUGUGCUUGGAAAUGUAAUGUAAACAAUGAAUAUUUUUAAAUAGAAGAUUUAGAGAUAUUAAUAACUACCUAUUAGUUUGUAAAACUAAUGAUGUAACUAUUUUUUUUUUCAGUCUAUGUCGUCUUUUCGAUUUAGAAAAAGUAGCUCUUCCUCCGGUUCCCCUUCAAGACGCAGUGGUAGCAGAUCUAGAUCAGGCUCUAGAUCACGUUCACCUGGUCGGCCAGCAAAACACAGACGUCGUUCUUCCUCUCAAAGCAGAGAACCAAAAAAUGAAAAGAAUAUGAUUGGGGAACCUAAUUUGAUUCCUUUGGUAUUUGAGUUGAUUUAUUUUUAUGUCUAGUCCCUUUGUCAAGCUAUGUUCACAUACAGCUAAACCGAAAUAUAGAAAAUUUAUGGGCAAUAUAGUUUGACAGUAGCUGCACUUUUUGUAGUUUGGAAUCACAAAAACACAUAGCAACUGUACCUUGAACAAACCAGAUUUCAUGCACUAUUCAAUUUAUUCUUCCUUUGCAAAGAAAGUAGAAGGAAUUGAGUACUGUCAGAAUAAAGUUGGCACAGACAUAAAAAAGUCAAUUAUAUGGAGCACACCACAGGUUCCAUAUACUGAUUUUCCACUUCUCCACUGUUUCACAAAUUCCUCUUCUACUUAGAUUUGGAGACUGUUAAAACUAAACCAGGUACUUCCCAAAGUUAUUUGUUUUAGAAUUUUGUUCAAGGGUUCCAUAAAACCUGGUUCUCUUGUGUGUCUGUGCUACGCAUCAGAAAUUUAUAAAGGCAAUCUAUGAUUAGUUGUGGAAUGGAAGGUUUUCUUAAAAAUAUUUACUACAAUGAAAACACUCAUUUCUUUUUUUUUAAUCUAGAAACUAAAUGAAAACAACACCAACCAGUAUAAUGGGGAGCCAGAUAUCACAGAAGUGAAUUACUCAUCUCACAACACUCUAGAGGUAUGAAAUAAUGUUCAACAUACUCAAAUUUCCAUUGUUUCUGGAAACCUUCUGGUUAGAUGUUUAAAGUUAGCUGCUCUUCGAUCCUUGAGAUUACAAUAUCUGCAUUAAAUGUAUUGCUUGAUAAAAUGGAUAGAAUGUAGAAAAAGGAUCUUGAAUAUUUUAUAAAGAACGUUGACAUGAUAAAAUGGAUAGAAUGUAGAGAAAGGAUCUUGAAUAUGUUAUAAAGAGCAUUGACAAAGGGAUAGGUUGCUCUUAUCCUGCUAAGAAUGACUGUGUGCAUUGUGUUGUAAAUGUACUGAUGAAAAGGAAUUGUGGGGUUUUUUCGAGGAAGAGGCUGGACCUAGUUGGUAUGAGAAGGGAGUGUAUGGCGGUGUAGAUUAGCAGAGGUGGGAUCAAAGAAAUGAGGGGUUUUCAGGCAGUAUUACUUGAAUGCAGGGAUAUAUCCAGCAGGUGGUGCAAUAUGAUUGCAAAUGACUUCCUCUCCCUUCACUAUGGUCUUUAGCGCCAAAGAAUUGAAUCUGAGCGUGCCAGAGAGCGCAUCCUCGAACGCUACAAUUUGCAUUCAAGGAAGGAGGAGAAGAGAACAGAAGAAAUGUAUUCAGAAGAGAGAAUUUUUGAGAAACCCAAACCUGUUGUAAAAGUAUGCAUGAAGACAAAGGAACUAGAGUUUGGAGGAAAAAUUGGUAUGUUAGUCUUGGCGUACUGCAGCAUUCAUAUAGUUUUUUGCAAAUUCCCAAAUUCACUUUAGUGGAGGGAAGCAGCUCUGUAUGCACAUCCUUGUAUAUACAGAGCUGGCAUUUCCAUUAGAAGUCAGUUUGAGACCUCUCCUGGUAGUGGUUUCUUGAAUCCCAGCAUACUCAAUAAAUAGUUACAUAAUGACCGUGGUUUUCAUGAAUUUUAUUGCAUAAUCUUUUCUAGUAAUCAUGCUUUCUGUGCGACAUCAGCUACUAUGCUUACAUGUCAUCAGUAUCUGGGCAAGUGACUAGAAUUGGGACUACAGUGGAAGCUCGGUUGUCGAACGCUUCAGAAGUCGAACAUUUCUGCUUUUGAACACUGACAACCCAGAAGUGAAUGCUUCCACCUCAGAAGUUGAAUGGCUUCCGAGGCGUGUUUCUCCAUUUUUUCAAUGGAUUUUGCUGACUGCCCAAUGCACCUUGGUUGUUGAACGUUUCAGACGUCGAAUGGUCUUUUCCAGAACAGAUUACGUUUGACAACUGAGGUUCCACUGUAGUUCCUUCCUCUUGCAUCUCUGUGGCUACCUGCUGCUGGCCAAGAGCCUUUCGUACCUUAAAGUUUAGACAAUAUCAUUUCUGUGCAAUUGCUAGAAGUAUACAUGCAGUCUUUAAUUAUGCAACUCAUUUCAAAUUGUUCUCCAUUAGGCAAUGAAAGCAUUAUAUCUUAAAAUAGGUAACAGUUCUGGUAUGUGUGUGGGGGGGGUGAUCUUUGAGUUGCAAUAUUUUAACAACUGAGUAGUUUGACAACAGUUUUUCUGUUGUAGUAAUGCUUUACACUAUUUUAUUUUCUGUUUAACUUCUGAUUCUGUGUUUGUUUUGCAGGUGCCUUUUUAAUGAUUUUUCUCCUUCCUGCAACUGUAUUUUACUUGUUGUUGAUGUGUACUCAGAAAGACCCCAGUGUUCUGAAUUUUCCUCCCUCCCUCCCAGCUUUGGAAAGUUUAUGGGAGACAAGAGUGUUUGGUGUUUUUCUUCUUUGGUUCUUUCUCCAAGCUCUGUUUUACUUACUCCCAAUAGGAAAGGUAAAACUUUAACUAUAAAUUUGUAUACUGCGUUUACAAAAAUGCAUUCUUAUUUUGUGUGUGUCACAAUUUUUAAAAAUAUUAUGGCUGUCAUAAAGCAAAACCAAUGAAAAUGAUGAUUUGAGGGACUAUAUAUGAUGAGGAGAAUGAUCAUUGCAAUUUUCAGUGUUCCUACUACAUUCCUGCCAAACAGGAAUGUACACAAUUAUAUUUUACAUCAUAGAUUCUAUAUUAAACCAUUGGGAUGGCCUUCAGGAGAUCUGGGGCACUCAGCCCUGUUUCUCUGUUACGUUUGACUUAGGAAUUACCCAGGCAUGCUCUAGACACGUCUUGAUGGAGUGGUGAGCUGGAUUGUGACAAUCUCAAUCACUGUGGUUUGCAGAGGCAGCCUUAGGAACCAUGCCAUGGACUGUAGAUGUACAUCUUACAGUGAUGCUGAAAAGGGCUUUUUUACAUAGUGGUUUCUGCCUUGUACAUUGAUCUGCCUGUGAUGAUCAAGCAGAUUGAUCAUAGAAUGUUUAUGUUGACAAAUGAAAAUCUGUCUGCUUACCUGGGCAUUUUCCUGACAAUUAAUAAUGGCUUCUGGUCACUGUGAUCAAUAUUUUAAUUUGUUUUUUUCUGACCUGGUUUUCUUGUGAUACAUUGUUUUAUUGAUCUGUUAGUCCCCUUAGUAUUUCUUUUUUAAAUCAAAGGUGGUAUAUAAAUUAUUAGAAUGAAUACAAAUAUUUCUUCUAGAUAUCUUAUUUUUGUAGUUGCAUGAGUGUUGUAUUCUUCUAUGCCAACUUUGGGAUUUGUGGUUGCAUGGAAAGAGCCAUGGUUAAUCUAUUUUUUAUAGUUUUUAAACUACAGAUUAUUAUGCAGUCAGUUUUAUAUCAUGGGGAUUAUCAUGUAAUUGCAAGGUUUAGAAUUUCCCCUUCUCUUGGCUAAGUGGCUCUGUUAUUCUACAAAAUGUAGAAAGGCAACAGGUUCUUUAAAAAUGAUUGUUUCCAUAAUUUGCUUUACCACUCCUGAAUCUAGGUGGAAAAGACUUUUUCUUUAUCUUUUAAGAUUGUAGAAGGGACCCCACUUUUGAAUGGAAUGAGACUGGAAUACAGGAUAAAUGGUAAUUAGGUUUUAAAUUAAGCAUUACUUUUAAACUGGUAACCUAUAAUUAUUGAGAUUGCAAACAUGAGAAUAUAUGGUUCAGUUAUCAUGCCAAAUGAUGCUUUGGGUUUUCAGCUAUAUGGUUACAGCUGAUUUUCUGCUUUUAAUUUUCCACUUGCUUAGUACUUGUCUGUAGGUGUGGUAGCCUUCAGUAAUGGCCAUAACCAUAGUUUGUUUUAUACUUCUAGUGUAAUAUGUGUCUAAAUGGGCUAAAUUUUUAUUACACAUAUAUUGUUGUAGUCAUAAUACAAUUUGAAUUCUUGUCCUUAACUUACUUAGUCUGAGUUGCUGAUGAAUGAUAUCCUUCAGGAGAGGGACAGGGAAAUGUGACCAUGUUGAUUCUCCUGGAAUUCUCAGUGGCUCUUGAUACCAUUGAUCAUUAGAUUUGGAACAAAGUGUCACUGCUUUGCUGAUGACAUCCAGCUUUAUUUCAUUCAGAAAUAACGGAAUCAGGAGAGGCCAUGCAUGUCUUAAACCAUGCCUGGACUAGAUGUGGGCUGUAACUGAAUCCUGAAAAGACAGAGUCCACCAUGUGGAUGGGUGAUUCCCAGAUGUGCAAAUUUGGCUUUGUAUUGGCUCUGGAUGGGGUUGUGCUCCCUCUGAAGGAGCAAGUACAGUCGUACCUUGGUUUUCAAACAGCUUAGUUCUUGAACGCUCGAAUGCCACAAACUCGGAAGUGACUGUUCCGGUUUGCAAACUAUUUUUGGAAGCCGAACAUCCGACAGGGCUUCUGUGGCUUCCAAUUGGCUGCAGGAGGCACUUUGGUUUCCAAACGUUUUGGAAGUCGAACGAACUUCUGGAAUGGAUUCCAUUCAACUUCUAAGGUACGACUGUACAGAGUUUGGGGGUGCUUGCUAGAUCCAUCACAAGCGUUUGAAGAAAUUUUAUUGAAUGUUGCAUUGUUAUUUUUGUUGUAAGCAGCUUAAAGUUGUUUAUUAUAGUAAAUGGAUUAAUUUUUAUAUAAAUAAGUCCCUUUGGGUAGUUAAUUCCAAGGUAAAUGAAUACAGAAUUGUAGACUUAGGGUUUCACAUCGUGUAUAGAUAUUGCCAAAUUGGAAACCUUAAAUACAAAGAUUUCUGGCAUAAAAUUUUGUAUCAGAGCCCACUUUAUUAAGAUGAUUUAAUUAGGAAAAUGAUUUACAAUGUUUCUACGCAUUCACUUUCUUAAGUGUGUUUUUAGAAUAGUGGUUUUUUUUACUUGUGUCUCACAUAUCUCCUGUGGUUUUUUUCUCUCCUUCAAGGAUUCUAUGCUUUUAUCCUAACAGCUGCAGCUGUAGGAAUUUCUCUGUAUUUUGAAAUGGAGUUUUCCUAUAUAUAUGACCAUUUCCUACAAUUCGCUGUCUGUGCUACAGUUUUUUCUGUGGUGUUAAGCAUUUAUCUCUAUGCCCGUUCAUUAAGAGCACCUGAACAAGAAUUGUCACCUGGGGGGAAUUCUGGUAAGUGUUCAGUUGUGGAAACAUACCGUGCUUGAUUUAUUUUAUUUUAUUUUUCGUUCUUAUGCAUUUCUGUGUGUCAAAAGUACUGUCAUUACAAACUACAUUAACCCCAUUCCUCUGCUCCAUAGUCUCUGUCUCUGUCUUGGGGCUUUCAGUGAAACACUAAGAGGAAUCAAGCAUUUAACUUCUAAUGCUUUUUUGUCUGAUUUAAUCCGCUCAUGCUAUUUACAUAAUUACUAAUUUAAUUUGCAUGUACCUUGAUAAAAAGCAUUCUUAUUGGAUUGUGUGCUCCUGUAAAGUUGUAUUAAAUUAAACUUAUAACAUAGAAGAAUGUAUACCCACUUUUCUUUUCAGUGUAUUUUAAGAAUAUGGGGCAAGUUUGGCAUAACUAUGUCUUGUAAGAAGUUCUAGACAGAAAUCCUGUCUGACUAUCUUAAGUACCGUAUUUUUCGCCCUAUAGGACGCACUUUGCCCCCUCCAAAAAUGAAGGGGAAAUCUGGGUGCGUCCUAUGGGGUGAAUACAGGCUUUCGCUGAAGCUUGGAGAGCGAGAGGGGUUGGUGCGCACCGACCCCUCUCGCUCUCCAGGCUUCAGGAAGCUAUCAGCAAGCCUGGGGAGCCCGCGGGAGUUCCCGCAGGGCUCCCUAGGCCGCGGAUAGCAGCCUGCUGCACGGAGCGCGGGGCAUGCUGAAGCAGAGCGCCCCGCGCUUCGGGCAGACAUCGGCCAGCCCCACAAGCUCGGGGGACAGCGGGGAGACGGAGCGCAGCCAUACCGCUGUUCCCCGACCUGGUUUGGUUUCCCUGACCUGGUUUUGGGGAGGGAAUAAAGGGGAAAAAAUUUUCCUUUAUUUCCCUCCCAAAACCAGGUGCGUCCUAUGGGAUGAAAAAUACGGUACAUUAAUUGCAGUGGGACUACUUUAAGUGUGACUUGGAUAAAACCCAGUUACAGCCAAUAUUAUACUGUGGUCCAAUUUAUUUUUAUUUGUAGGGAAUAUAUUUUAUGACUUUUUUAUGGGACGUGAAUUAAAUCCUCGCAUCAGAAAUUUUGACCUGAAAUACUUCUGUGAGUUACGACCAGGGCUAAUUGGCUGGGUGAGUAAGUGUUUAAAUCUAUCUUUGCAUCAUCUUUGAUUUUACAAAUAAGACAACUAACUUCUUAAAAUGAAAAAUGUACUGCAGGAAAAGAUUGCAAAAUACUGGAAAUAUCAACAAUAUGAUGACACUAUAUUAUAUAUUACAAACAGCAGCAUUAUCACGGCAGCAUUAGUUGUACAAUGGUCACAGCUGCAAGUAUCUCUCAUUUUACAUAGCUAUUGUUUAAUUUAUAAGAGUUAAAAUACAAAUAUGGGAAGAUAAAUAGAAAGGUUAAAGGGAAUAGAGCACAACUAGGUUAAACUCUGCUUAUACAUGAGUAAAAUACUUCUUGUGAGCAGGAGAAAAAUGCUUUGAAAUGAAAUUAACAUUGAAACUUGUGUUACUUUUUCACCAGAGUUGUAAGAAAAAAGUUGAUUUUAAUGUGCAACUUAAUUUUUUUAAGGUUGUUAUUAACUUGGCAAUGCUGUUGACUGAGAUGAAAGUGCAACAUCUGAAUAUGCCAUCUUUGUCCAUGAUACUGGUUAAUAGUUUCCAGCUCCUUUAUGUGGUGGAUGCACUUUGGAAUGAGGUAAUGUUUAUGGCUAUUUGGUAGGAUAUAUUUUUUGCCUCCUUUUGAAGUUUUUUUUUUUUAAUGUGUUGUACUUCUGCAAACCGUGUGUUUCCUCUAAUCCUGCUAGUGCCUCCCUUAUGUUUCUCAGUAUCCCCAUUUUGGUUGUGGAGAAAACCAUCUCUUAUUUUUAUAUGAUAACAAGCAUAUGAUUGGCUCAUCAUCACAACAAUUGGCUGAAAAACAUUGUGGGCUAGGCUGUUCAUGAAACGUAUGAGGAAAUUGUUGUAUAACUUGUUCCCCUCUGUCAAGUGAAAGGGGUUGCAUCUUUCUGUAGACUGCAUAUAGGUGGGCUUCUGGGGUCUUCCCUAUGGAUGCCAAAAACCAGACACCUUUCCCAACACCUGGAGCAACCUUCAGUGGCAGGGAAGACUGCUGUGGGCAUUGGGGAAGGCAUUUGGCUAUAUCUUGUGUGCUACCUGGUCUGCCGUCUCAGAAGAGAUGCCAGAUCUAGCUCUAGCAGUCUUGCUCUAAGGGUUGACCACAGAAUGAACCAGGCACCAUGUCUGCCUGCUGGCUCUUCUUUCUCUGACAGAAUAAGGGCAUCAAGGAUACAGCCCGCAAAGUGAUUUCAGUUUUGGAACAGGGGGCAUCUUGUACAUUCUGUGGUGGCAAUCUGCAAGAUUGGCUAACUUUCUUAGCCAAAGCGGUGAAGCACAAAAUAGGUAGCUGUGCAUUGGGGCAGGUUGUUUUGGGUGUGUGAGUAUGAAUGAGAUAAUGGAUGGAUGAAUGGGGUAAGAGUUUUUGUGUGAAUGGGUGUGAUGUUUAUGUGUGAGAGAAGGGAAGCAGAGUGGGAAACUAGUACUAGUUUCUCCUGUUUUAGCUCUCGUCUGCCUAUGUAGAUAGCUGAAUUGUAAAAGGCAUUGAGAGCUCAUUGCUGAAAAACAUUUGCUGAUUUUUAGAAAAGUGUAAAUUCAGUUUAUGUGUGCUUUGCUGCAUAUUCCACAUGUACACAACCCUAACAAUAUAGUGAAAAUAUUUUGGCCAUUAACAAAAAUUCAGAUCAGUACUCAUUUAAUUCUUUUAACUUUUUAGGAAGCUAUUCUGACAACAAUGGACAUCAUCCAUGAUGGUUUUGGGUUCAUGCUAGCAUUUGGAGACUUGGUGUGGGUUCCGUUUCUCUACAGCUUGCAAGCCUUCUAUUUAGUGAAACAUCCAAAUGAACUUUCUUGGUUAUCAGCUUCUGCAAUUGUAGCCUUGAAUAGUAAGUGGCAAUUAAAAUGAAAUACUGCUUUACUUAAAAGCAUUCUGGAUGCUUUAUGGGAAUGCUUAAUAUAUUGAUUUAUUUUCAGGAUUUAUUCAAAUAUUUUCAAUCACAGAGUAAGAAAAAUAAGCAGAAAAAAUACAAAAAUUACAAAAUCAUAUAGGUAAAGGUACCCCUGCCCGUACGGGCCAGUCGUGACCGACUCUGGGGUUGCGUGCUCAUCUCGCUUAAGAGGCCGGGAGCCAGCGCUGUCCGAAGACACUUCCGGGUCACGUGGCCAGCGUGACGAAGCUGCUCUGGCGAGCCAGCACCAGUGCAGCGCACGGAAACGCCGUUUACCUUCCCGCUAUAAAGCGGUACCUAUUUAUCUGCUUGCACUUAGGGGUACUUUCGAACUGCUAGGUGGGCAGGAGCUGGGACCGAACGACGGGAGCUCACCCCGCCGCGGGGAUUCGAACCGCCGACCAUAUGAUCGGCAAGUCCUAGGCACUGAGGUUUAACCCACAGCGCCACCCGCGUCCCUACAAAAUCAUAUACUCAGGCCCAAUAAGCAACAAGUUAAGAAUUCUGUCAUAUUUUUUGUAAACAAGCAAAGCUACAGCGACAAAUUAAAAUAUCCAAUUUAACCAAAUACCUAACUAAAAAUCAAACACAAAUCAUUUAUACAGGUUAAACAACCAAUGAUCUUAGCAAUGGUUCCCACAUUGUUUUUCACUUAAGUCACCCACUCACACAAAGAGGGUCCCACUCUGUGCCAACGGACUCUCACCCUGUAGCUUUUGACUAAGUUAACCCCUUUCACCCCCACUCUCCAACCCAUUCAGACUCUCACCCUGAGUGGUAUGAAUUGUUGCUCACAAGCAUCCACAUCAAAAACCUCCCACCCCUUGUCCCAGAGAAGUAACAAAGAAAAAAAGAAAAGAAGGGGCGACUUCCGGAGGCGGCGCCAGCGGUCGAUGGCGGAUUCCCUCGGUUAGAGGGAAUAAGCGCCACGAAAAUAGGGUCGAAUCCCGCUUCGGCGCAGCGGGGGCCCCCGCAAAAGCACAGGCGGGGAAGCCUGUGAACCUGGGACCCAGCGGGCACAUUUGGUGUUCCCCCCCAACCCGGCAAAAAGCCCAGAAACGGGCUUGAAAUCGGAGCGGGGGAGAGCGCUGUGCUGUGGGCUGUCUGCUCGUUCGUGGUGUGAAGCCGCAAGCUGUCGACCGGAGAGCGCUGCCUUUCUUUCUUAAAAUCCGGACUUGGAAACCAACGAUCCGUGAGUAGGAUAUACUCAAAUUGGAACUGUACAAAUUGGAACUGAAAUUAGGCUGAAAACGGAAGGAGGUUUAAAAGGAAGUCAGCCUCCUUCUAUUGUAGAUAGACUUAAAGCAUUGAACUUGAAAACGGAAGCUUUUGGAAAGUACGUUUUAGCGGACUUUAAUCCAAUCAUCGAACCUGGACUUUUCCCUCUAUAAGUUGAGGGAAAAUAGGGGGAGAUCUCUGGAGGUGAUUUCUUUAUAAAGAGUGGAAAAGAAGAGAUUAAACCAUCACUCAAUUUCCUGGGAAAGGAUUCUCCAGAUCCUAGGGAAAAAAAGAGGUACUGUCUUGUAAUAUAUUUUGACAGCUAGUCCUGCAUUGGAUAAAAAGUUUGGAUAAGAUCUUGUGAAUAUACAUCUCCUGGUCCUAAGUUGAAAACUGUGAUAGACUGUUUUCCUGUUGAACAAACUAGGGGGACUUAAAAAGGAAAUUAAAAUAUCCAAGAACUUUUAGGACUGUUACAGUGUCCCCUAGUGGAACUUGGAACUGUUGCAACUUAUUACAACUGUAACUGUAGCAGGCUUGAGGAGUUCUCACACUGCUUGGGAGGAAAUUUCCACUGUACAAUUCUAACUACGUGUCUGACCUUGAGAAUUAUCUAAGGAAUGGCAGAUAAAGAGAAGACGGAUGCUUCGACUACAAGAUCGGGGAGGAAUAUUCGCACAGAAGAAGGAUUACAAAGGAGAGCUUCGGCCUCAGGCCCUUCUGGAACCUCAACAACAGCCUCAUCGGCACAAUCAAAGGUAAAAAGCUCGACAAGUGAAGAAGCCUUUGCUCAAGUUUUGGCCAAAGUUAAUGAAUCUUUGAGUAAAAUAAGUCAACAAGUAGCAGAGGCUUGUGAGAAGAUUGAUCAAAAUACAAUAAGUAUUAACCAAAAUACAGCAAGUAUAAAUAAUUUGGGCCAAAAAGUAAAUACCAACACUGAGACUAUUCAGAAAUUAUUAGAGGAAUCGGCCUCAAUUCGCCAGAUUGCUGAAGAGGCUAAAGAAAUUGCUACAACUUCUGCUACGGAUGUUAAGGAGGUUCAAGAGGAAUUACCAACAUUGCAUAAACAAUUGGAAGACCAUAAACUAACUCUGUCUAUGAUAGAUUUGAGGGAGAAGCAAGUGAAUCUUCGGGUCAGAUCAGUACCAGAGGUGGAAAAGGACAAUUUAGCUGAAUUUCUCACGCAGGAAUUUUUGGACUUUUGGGACCCAGAACUGGCAAAAGACAGUUUCACAAUAGUAAAUGCAUUUAGACUUGGGAGAAGAGGAGAGAAGAAGGUGAGAGACUGUCUGAUUACUUUUAGAACAAAAGAAGAGAGGGAUAAGAUUUUGGGCUUACACUUCAGGAAAACAUUGGAAAUCCAUCAGAAAAGGGUGGAAAUAUUCAAAGACAUUCCGAAAUAUCUUCUGGAUCUCAGAUCAAAAUACAAAGAUCUGGUUAUCCUGCUGAGAAGGAACAACAUCAAUUUCAGGUGGGAACUCCCUCCAGGCCUGUCUUUUAGCUACAAGGGAAAGAAGAGGAAAAUAAGAUCGGAAGACGAUAAAGAUAAAUUUUACAGGGACCACGGAGAAGACUUACAAAAAGAACUAUUUCCGGAACCAAAAGAUCGUUCGAAAGAAGGGAUACCACCGACGGACGAGGAACAGGCACUAGGUGCAGUAGGAGGAGAAUCAAAACAAUAACAUCAUGGCCCUGCAACUUUUAACAUGGAACUGCCGGGGUUUGAAUUCCCCUCAGAAGAGGAAGUCAGUAUUUCAUAUAUUAAAAAAGGAACAAUUAGAUUUAAUUUGUUUACAAGAAACACAUAUAACGAGAUUACACAGGAAAUUGUUAAUAAACAAAAGACUUGGUCAGGAAUUUAUUUCGUCAGAUAAAGUUAAAAAGAGAGGAGUUGUGAUCUACGCAAAAGACAAUUUAUCACCAAAAUUUGUUUUCAAGGAUGACCAAGGAAGAUUUGUGGCAAUUGAAAUUCAAACACAAGGAGAAAAAUUUUUGAUCGUAGGAGUUUAUGCACCAAAUGAUGGGAAAUCCGAUUUUUUAAAGAAGUUGCAUGAGACCUUGAUGGACCAUAUGGAUCACAACAUAAUUUUGAUGGGAGAUAUGAAUGGAGUGGUAUCUACUUACAUGGACAAGGCACAAAAACAGGUAGUCACCAAAGAUGGUAGACUACCGAGAACCUUUUUUGAUAUGACAGACAACUUGGAUUUAGUGGAUAUUUGGAGAAUUAGAAACCCCUUGGCAAAAGAAGGAACUUUCUUUUCUGAAGCCAAAAUGACUUGGACAAGAAUUGACCAAAUCUGGAUAACUAGAGGAAUGGCACCAAAAACAAAAAAGGUGGAAAUCUGCCCGAAAAUUUGCUCCGACCAUAAUGCUGUUAAGAUGGAAAUGAGACUAAUGCCAACUGGCUCCUUCAGAUGGAAGAUGAAUGACACCUUAUUUAGAGAUGAAGAAUUUCUUAAGAAGGCCCAAAAAACUUUAAGAGACUACUUUGAGAUAAAUCUUAGUUCCAACGUGGAGAAAAGAGUAAUCUGGGAUGCAAGUAAAGCUGUUAUGAGAGGGUUCUUAAUACAACAGAAUGCGAUAAAGAAAAGAACUCAAAAUGAGAAGAAGGAUAAAAUUAUGAACAAAAUGAAUGAAUGUGAAAAAAGAUUGCGAGUAAAUCCCAAAUCUCAAGAGACUCUGAGAGAGUUAAAGUUAUAUCAAGUACAAUAUAUGAAAAUAAUGAAUCAGGAAAUAGAAUGGAAAAUUAAACAAAUGAGACAAAAGACUUUUGAAUCGGCCAAUAAAUGUGGUAAACUGUUGGCAUGGCAAAUGAAAAAGAGACAAAAAUUAAAUACGAUUACGAAUUUAGAAGUGGAUGGAAGGAAUAUACAGAACCCUGCAGAGAUUAGAAGUUGUUUCCAGAAGUAUUUUAAAAGACUAUACACUCAAGGGCCCGUGAAAGAAACAGACUUAGAUCAAUUUUUGAAAACAAAUGGAUUACAAAAAUAUCUCAAGAAAAGAGACUAAUUUUGAAUGACAGAAUAACGGAACAGGAAAUAGAAGGUGCCAUUCAAAAUAUGCAACUGGGUAAAUCUCCAGGCCCAGACGGCUUGACCUCUAGAUACUACAGAUCCUUAAAAGAUUGGUUAAUUCAACCAUUGAAAGAGGUCUGCAACGAAAUAAUGGAGGGGAGGAGGGCACCAGAGUCGUGGAAAGAAGCAUAUAUUACACUUGUACCAAAAACAGAGGCUGAAAAGACACAACUAAAGAACUACCGCCCAAUAUCAUUACUUAAUGUGGAUUACAAAAUUUUUGCAGAUAUUUUGGCGAAGAGAUUUAAAAAGUGCUGUUGGAAGAGAUUCAUAAAGACCAAGCGGGCUUUCUCCCAGGAAGACACUUGUCUGAUAAUCUGAGGAAUAUAAUUGAUAUUUUGGAAAAAUUAGAAGUGAAUAUAAACACUAAAGCAGUGUUGAUAUUUGUAGACGCGGAGAAAGCCUUUGACAAUAUUUCUUGGAAUUUUAUGAAGAAGAAUCUUCAGGGUAUGGGGGUAGGCCAAGGUUUUGAGAAUGGUAUAAGUGCAAUUUAUUCAGAACAAAAGGCUAAAUUAAUUGUAAAUAACGUUGUGACGGAAGAACUUAAAAUUGAAAAAGGGACACGACAAGGUUGCCCAAUUUCCCCUCUUCUUUUAUUUCGGUCCUGGAGGUGUUGCUGAACAUGAUUAGAAGGGACCAGUUGGUUAAAGGUAUACAGGUCGGAACUAAACACUAUAAAUUGAGAGCAUUUGCAGAUGACUUAGUAUUGACGUUACAGGAGCCAGAAUCUAGUACAAAAAGGGUUUUAGAACUGAUUCAAGAAUUUGGUCAAGUGGCAGGAUUUAAAUUGAACAAAUCAAAAACCAAGGUUUAGAGAAAAAUUAACACCGUUUGAAAGAGAGAGGUUUCAGAAUGAGACAGGGUUAACAGUGGUUAAGAAAGUUAAAUACCUGGGGAUUAACAUGACAGCAAAAAAUGGGAAUUUAUUUAAAGAUAAUUAUGAAAAAUGUUGGUCAGAAGUGAAAAGAUUUAGAAAUUUGGUCAAACUUGAAGCUUUCACUGCUAGGCCGUAUUGCUGCGAUAAAAAUGAAUGUAUUGCCUAGAAUGUUGUUUUUGUUUCAAACUUUGCAGAUUGUGGACAAAAUGGACUGUUUCAAGAGGUGGCAGAAAGAUAUUUCUAAAUUUGUCUGGCAGGGCAAGAAACCUAGAAUAAAAUUUAAAAUACUAACAGAUGCAAAGGAAAGAGGUGGAUUUGCCCUGCCAGACCUCAAACUUUAUUAUGAAUCAGCAGCUUUUUGCUGGUUGAAAGAAUGGCUACUUCUUGAAAACACUGACAUUUUGGAUUUGGAAGGUUUCAAUAAUGUAUUUGGAUGGCAUGCAUAUUUAUGGUAUGAUAAGGUCAAAGCACACAAAGCAUUUAAAAACCACAUUGUCAGGAAAGCGCUAUUUAAUGUUUGGAUAAGAUAUAAGGAUUUGCUAGAAAAUAAAACCCCAAGGUGGCUGUCACCAAUGGAAGCGAAAGCCUUGAAAAGGGUCAAUAUGGAGGUCAAAUGGCCGAAAUAUUGGGAAAUUUUGGAACAAGACGGAGAUAGACUGAAAUUGCAGAGUUUUGAAAAACUAAAAAACAAAGUGCGAGACUGGCUUCAUUAUUAUCAAAUAAUGGAGGCAUUUAAAUUAGACAGGAAAAUUGGCUUCCAGGUGGAAAAAUCAAAAUUAGAAACAGAAUUGUUAGAACCCAAUACUAAGAAUCUGUCAAGAAUGUAUAACUUGCUGCUGAAAUGGAAUACUCAAGAUGAAACGGUAAAAUCGGCUAUGAUUAAAUGGGCACAGGACGUAGGACAUAACAUUAUGUUUGCUGACUGGGAACAGUUAUGGACCACUGGUAUGAAAUUUACGGCAUGUAAUGCCUUAAGAGAGAAUAUUAUGAAAAUGAUAUACAGGUGGUACAUAACCCCAGUCAAGCUUGCGAAAAUCUAUCACUUGCCCGAUAACAAAUGUUGGAAAUGUAAAGAAACUGAAGGUACAUUUUUUCACCUUUGGUGGACGUGCCCAAAGAUUAAGGCUUUCUGGGAAAUGAUAUAUAAUGAAUUAAAAAGGUAUUUAAGUAUACCUUCCCCAAGAAACCAGAGGCCUUUCUCCUGGGCAUAGUGGGCCAAAUGGUGUUAAAAAGGAUAGAACUUUCUUUAUGUAUGCAACAACAGCAGCAAGAAUACUCAUCGCAAAGUAUUGGAAGACACAAGAACUUCCCACGCUGGAGGAAUGGCAGAUGAAACUUAUGGACUAUAUGGAAUUGGCGGAAAUGACUGGCAGAAUCCGUGACCAGGGAGAAGAGUCGAUGGAGGAAGACUGGAAGAAAUUCAAAGACUAUCUUCAGAAACACUGCAAAAUUAAGGAAUGUUAGAGUGAUGUUGGAUUGAAAAUAAGUGGUUUCCAGCUGUACAGGUUAAAGUUAAGGAUAGAUUAAGAUUAAAGAUCAAGAUUAAAGAUGUUUAAAGAAAUGGAAAUUUGAUAAUAAAAGGGAAAAAUUUAAAGGUAUAUGACAUUAAGAACAAGGAUUAUGUUUAAAAAAGUUGAAGCUAUAUAUUUUAAUAUUUUAUUAAAUUAAAGAUUGGGUUUAAAAAAGUGGAAAAGAAACUGCUGGACAAAUAAUGUAGAUUGGAAUACAAAAGAGGGAGGUAUGAGGAAGUCCAGAAAAUAAGUAAUUUAAAAUUGGGAAUGGAAAAGAGAGUUUGUUUUUAAUUGUUAUGUUUUGUGUUUCUAUUGUUAAAUUUUGUAUUUUUUUUUGUGUGUGUUGUUUUUUCUUUUUUCUUUGUUUAAAACUUUAAUAAAAAUUAUUUAAAAAAAAGAAAAGAAAAGAAAAGAAAAGAAGGAGGUGCAGCAAGUUACAGCUGGUUUUUCUCUUGUGGGCCUCAAAGUUCGCAAGGCUCCUAGGUAGAGACACACAGGUAGAUUUACUGGCCUCCCAUCUCUCUUAUCAGCCAGCACAAUUAACCUUCAGGUCUCCUGAAGGAAUAAUAUUUCAUGGUCAGUUGAGAAAGCCCUUUCCUGACCCAAACUGAUGUCAACAAUUCAGUUAGUAAAUCAAGUAAUUUUUAGAGAGGGUGUUUGCCAUCAGACCCUUUGAGUGUCAUUGUUCAAUAGCAUUUCUUCAAGGUAGAGUAGCUAUAAAAACUACAAAUAAUUCUCUAUCUCUAUUUAAUGUUGUAUAGCAGUGGCUUUCAACGUGUGCUGUGGCACCAUGGGGUGCCUUGAAUGAUGGUCAGGCGUACCAUGGGCAACCUUCUUUGAUGCCCUCUUGUGUCUGCCUCCCAAAGCCUUGUGCAGCUGUUUCUUGCAGGCAAAAGGUCCUCGGGCUGGCCAGGAGUUCUCCAGAACUGAGGCAGCCUCAGAGUAAGCAAGUAAAUUUGUACAGUGGUGCCCCGCAAGACGAAUGCCUCGCAAGACGGAAAACCCGCUAGACGAAAGGGUUUUCCGUUUUGGAGGUGCUUCGCAAAACGAAUUUCCUAUGGGCUUGCUUCGCAAGACGAAAAUGUCUUGCGAGUUCCUGCGGGGUUUUUUUCCUUUUCCCUCCCUUUUUCCCAAGCUGCUAAGCCGCUUAUCAGCUGAUCCGCUAAGCCGCUUAACAGCUGAUCCGUUAAGCCACUAAGCCGCUUAUCAGCUGAUCCGUUAAGCCACUAAGCCGCUUAUCAGCUGAUCCACUAAGCCGCUAAUAGCGCUAAUCCCCUAAACCGUUAAUGGGCUUGCUUCGCAAGACGAAAAAACCGCAAGACGAAGAGACUCGCGGAACAGAUUCUUUUCGUCUUGCGAGGCACCACUGUAAUAUCCACAUCAAUUGUACUCAUGAUUAGAAAACUGGACAAUAAAUAGAUGCCUAAGAACAUUGCUCUUGUCAUUGUUAUUAAUGUAAAAUUGGAAAGACGAUGGACUGUGUGCUGUUGGCAAGUUCUGCAAGGAAAUAAUAGUUGCUUAUUCUUUCUUUUCUGAAGUUCUUGGCUAUUACAUUUUUCGUGGUGCAAAUUCACAGAAAAACAUAUUUCGAAGAAAUCCAAAGGACCCAAAGGUCGCUCGUAAGUACUGCUUAGGCAAAUUGGUUUUCUAUCAGUGCUUUCUAUAUAUUAAUAUUACACAGUGUGUUCUCGUCUGCAUAGUACAAAUAAUAUCUAUUUGUAUAUCACCAUACAGACUUGAAAGUUAUUCCCACAGCAACUGGAAAAAACCUCCUGGUCUCUGGCUGGUGGGGCUUGGUGCGCCAUCCAAACUACCUUGGAGAUAUCAUCAUGGCUCUGGCUUGGUCUUUACCGUGUGGUAAGUGUCUUCUAGUGAAAUCUUGCAUUUUUUUCAUGGGUGGCAGGCCACCAUGUGGGUGAUACUUCACCACCUGUUGUCCAAGGCAGAAAACAAGAGUUGACUUCAAGGCUGCUUCCUGCCCUCACUUAAACCAUUCAUUCAGGGUGGAGCUAUUCAGCUUGGACAUUGGCCUUGUGAUUUUGUCUCUGUGAGAGUGUGUGCAAUCCCAUUGUUUAAUUUGUGUUUUUGCCUCUGACCUCUAUUGUUGUCAUUAACUAAGAUAUUAGACUUCUUAAUACCUCAUAAUGUUUAGGGGAGAAAUUCAUUUUUACAGAUCAUGGGAUCAAAAUGGGUGAGGAAUCUGGCCCUCCAUAUAUUGCUGAACUACAACUUUCAUCAUCCUUGACUAUACAUCAUGCUUUUUGCGACUGAUGGGAGUCCAAUAGCAUGUGGAUAAAUACAUGUUCCCCACCCCUGAUCUAAUUGAAAAUUGCCGUAAGAUGACAGCUAGGAGGGAUAAUACACCAUAAGUAUAUUGUUCUGUUUAUCUUUUUGACAGUAAGUCCCCCCCCCCCCUUAUCAGCAUAGAAAACAGAGAAAAUAAAUUAUGGCUUGCACUCACAAAUAUAAUGUUCAAGCUUGAAAUCUAAUCAAGAAUAUUAAAACCCAGUCAUUAAUUAUUUAUGUUAAAGUGAUGAACAAAAAAACCCUUAUUUACCUUUCCAGAUGAAGAGUGGAAAAAAUAACUGUUUAUGUGUUCUUACAGGGAUCAACCACAUCUUACCAUAUUUCUAUGUCAUAUACUUUACUGGUUUGCUUAUUCAUCGAGAAGCCCGUGAUGAACGUCAGUGUAAGAAAAAAUAUGGCUUAGCAUGGGAAAAAUACUGUCAACGUGUACCGUAUCGCAUAUUUCCAUAUAUCUACUGAGUGUCUUCAAACUGGUGGAUAAUGCACAGCUUCUGCAGUCAAAUCUUCAUUGCAAUAAACCACAUACCUCAUACCAUUGCACUUGGUAUACGUUAAUUCUGCUAGAUUUUCUUAAAAAUUGUGAUCAGAUAGUAAAGCUACAGAUACCUUUACCAAUAAACUACUAAAAAUAGUCUUUUCCAUAUAUUUUUAGCCAUCUCCCCAUUUCAAAUUACACACUUCAGUUAAGCAAUAAAUUAGUUGUAUAGCACAUUAAAAGCCUGUCAAGCAAUGUAUAUGCUGGAUAAUGUUAAUUAUCUGUUCCGGACAUAGGAAAAACCAUUUUAGGGUUUAAUGCUGAAGAUUUGCUUGUUUUGUGUAACUUUUGUAUUUUUCAUUCUUUGGGCUACCUUCAGAGCCCUUGGCCAAAAUGCACCAGAAAAUAGUAAACAUUACAAAGUCCAAUGAAGAGCAACUUCCGAUGCUACAGCUUUCUAAUCAUAGUAGUUCUCACUCAGGUCUGUCUCUUAUAACUGGUUCUCUCAGGCUGAAUCCCUAGUGGCUGUUGCAGAAGCAGGAAUUGCUUCUGGGGAAGCAAAUACACAGGGGGUUGCUUCUCUACCCCUUCCCUCUAGAGAACAAAAUCCCAUUUUAAGUCUGAGCGAUGGUUGUCAUAUGCCUCUUGAAGUUUUUACAUAAUAGUAUUCCUUAUACUAUGUGCUCUAAAAAGUACGUUGAUUUAAGAGAAUAUUUUAAAAUCCCUUACAGCUCAUUCUUUGAGAGUGUCAGACCUCAAGAAGUGCAAGUGACAAAAAACAAUGAUACAGGGUGUGGCAUGUUGUACAGACUGUGAAAAAAUAGGCAGUUUUUUCAGCUAUUAUAAACCAUUGCUUUGUACUAUAGCUUUUCUUUAUAUUGUAACAUUGAAAGAUUUUGUUGUACAGUGUUUUGAGUAUAAGAUGCAAAUCUUUUUUUUACUAAAACCAUUUCCAGUAUUUUUGAAAAGUUUUAUAAAGUAUUGCUAUGAAAUUGAGUUGAACAAUUGAAGUGCUCAUUUAAAUAUUGCAAUGAGAAAUGUGUUAUGGAAGUAUAUGAAAUUUAUUCAAAGUUUUGUGAAUUGGCAUUGCUACCUCAAAUGUAGGUUAUUUUGCCUUUUUAUACUGUUGAAAGUAGGAAAAAUGCUAAUUUUUCAAAUUGCUAUUUAAAGCAGCUUUUUAACAUGAUUAAAGUCAACCACUUUAAUUGAACUUUUUAACAAAUGUAUUUUUGUAUAUUUGAGUUUUCAUAGCAACUCAUGCUAUGUGGUUUUAUGCUGUUUGUAGCAGAACAUCUAUAAAUUUUUAUUGAAUAGUUUUUUACUGAAUUGGCUAUAAGGUGGAAUUAUUUACCUAAAUGGAAGGAAUAAUUGCCAUUUUAAUAUAUUAAAUUAGAAAGCCGGUCUGUUGAAAUUUUUACAGCUGAUAAAAAUUACCCAUUUAAUAAUAGCAAACUACCCAUUUUUAAUUUGACUAUAUUUUGCAUUUAUGAAUUUGUAGCAUAGUUCUUGAUAACAAUUGUUUUCAGUUUAAUAUAGUUAAAAUGCAUGAUUGUGGAUCACUGUAGGGCUUACUUAACGAAUGCCCAUAUCCCUGUCUAACCAGUCCCCUUUGGAACAUGAAUAGCCUUGAGUGAUGGGGAUAACAGCACUCUUAUGCCCUAUGGGGAUCCAUAUUGUACUCUGUAUAUUUGUAUGAGCCGUUUUAGUUACUGCUGUACAAGAUUGUAAAUUGAAUGUGUGUUGUGUGGCAGAAAUGAUCAUGACAACUUUCUUUAGCCUGCAUAACAUCUGUUUAGAGCAGAAAAAAUCCUUAUAAACAUUGAGUGCUUCAAAAUAUCUAUUGUAAUUUGUUAUGCAAAGAAAAUUGUAGAAAUACCACUAUUUUUGGAUAAUUCUAAAAUAUCUUCUAAAGGAAAAUGAGUAAUCUUUUUAUAUGAGCAUGUUCUCCCAGGAGUGUGGUUCCUGACUAAUAUAAACUGCAACGUGUCAUGUUUGUUACACCUUUUUACAUCUAAAAUGUACUCCUUAGAUUGAACUUCAUAAAAAGUAACUUGCAUAAUUAAAAUUUAAUCUAGAAAUGA
This is a messenger RNA of Podarcis lilfordi (Lilford's wall lizard), 27944 nucleotides long. NCBI's taxonomy places the organism in Eukaryota, Metazoa, Chordata, Lepidosauria, Squamata, Lacertidae. The record is from the annotation of a GenBank genome assembly.